CAGCGCCGGAAGUUCGGUGAGUGCCUGUUUACCGGGAGGUGAUUGAGGACUGUUUUGCGUUCCAUGGUGGUGUCGCCAGGUGGUACUGUGCCCCGUCCGGUCACUGUAUGACCCAGCAGCCAUGAGUUAUUCAGAGAAACCGGAAGAGAUCACCAAGGAUGAAUGGAUGGAAAAGUUGAACAACCUGCACAUUCAGAGAGCGGACAUGAACCGACUGAUCAUGAACUACUUGGUGACCGAGGGGUUCAAGGAGGCAGCAGAGAAAUUUUCGGAUGGAGUCUGGUACGAGCCCAGCGUAGACCUGGAGAGUCUGGAUGAAAGGAUUAAGAUUCGGGAGAUGAUUCUUAAAGGACAAAUCCAGGAAGCCAUCGCCUUAAUAAACUCCCUACAUCCGGAGUUGCUGGACACUCACCGCUACCUCUAUUUCCACCUGCAGCAACAACAUCUCAUUGAGCUGAUCAGACAGAGGGAGACCGAAGCCGCCCUGGAGUUCGCCCAGACGCAGCUGGCUGAGCAGGGGGAGGAGAGCAGAGAGUGUUUGACGGAGAUGGAGCGGACACUGGCGCUGUUGGCUUUCGACAAUCCAGAAGAAUCUCCAUUUGGUGAUUUGCUGAACAUGAUGCAGCGGCAGAGGUUUUGGAGUGAAGUUAACCAGGCCGUCUUAGACUACGAGAACGAGAGUCCACAACCCAAUUGGGCAAAACUCCUUAAACUACUUCUUUGGGCUCAGAACGAGCUUGACCAGAAGAAAGUCAAAUACCCCAAGAUGGCCGACCUCAGUAAAGGCACAGUGGAGGAUCCCAAGUAACUCCCCUACCAGUGGGGAUACCUAGAACAUGUGCGACCUCCUGCAUUACCAGUCUGUGACUGCAAACAUCAUUAUUAUAUAUUUUUUUGCCAUGCCAGCACUAAACCUGGACACUUCCUUUGCCGAGACAGUUUCUCUUUGGGCACUGACAUUUACAGGGGUCAAGGAUCCAACAAAACCAAGUUAACCCCUGCAAGUUUAAGAAA
This is a messenger RNA of Bufo bufo (common toad), 1014 nucleotides long. RefSeq names its product GID complex subunit 8 homolog (gene GID8). Gene Ontology annotation, cellular component: nucleus; cytoplasm. The record is from RefSeq and is a predicted model, not a curated record. Gene Ontology annotation, biological process: proteasome-mediated ubiquitin-dependent protein catabolic process; positive regulation of canonical Wnt signaling pathway. NCBI's taxonomy places the organism in Eukaryota, Metazoa, Chordata, Amphibia, Anura, Bufonidae. Gene Ontology annotation, molecular function: protein binding.